UAACGCCGUCAGCCCAAGGAAUCAUUAAUCUAAUACACGUACGAGGAUGCAAAACAGCGUUCGUGGAAAAGCAGUUCACUUCUCUGUGGAGUGUUUUCCUUGUUGGACGCGGCAAGAAAGAAGAAACGUCCUACGAAAAAGAAGGAAGCAGGAGUGAAAUCGUCGAACCAGCCGCGCAUGGCCGUUCGCGCGAAUAAUAAACAUUCUCUGGCGCACUUGCGAAACGUGUGCUCGUUGAACGAGACAAAGGGGGGAAAGAAAGGUGAGCGGGUGCGAAAUGAGCAAUUCGGGGGCUCGUCGUGUGUCCCCGCGACGCACCGCGAUUCUAUUCUGCACGUCGCCACGACCAGACUAAGCGAGGAAGAGUCAGCAGGAAGAGAAAACGCGGAGAGACGAAGAAAGAGUAAGUAAGUCGGUUAGUUACGGUAGGAGGCGUAGGAGGGUUGAAGCUGCAUGACGCUUGGGGAGUGCAGCGAUACCAUGACGUAUCGACCGAGAGCGCCACGCGGACUGACGUCAUGAUCACGGCCUCAGUCAGACCGCGAGCACGUGAACAGCACGCCGGUGAUCACGCGGUCGUUGGCUGACAGGGUCGUUGCGAUUGGCCGACCACGGCGAGCCCCUCGACGGGAUUGGAGGAAGUGGUGCGCGCCGCAUGAUCACGCACACAACGGCUACGGCGUGUCGAGCCAGCCGACCUGAGAAAGCUUCAUUGCGUUACCAGACGUUCAACGGUUACGUCCCCUUUGCGGCUUUUUUCGCACGCCAAUACCGUAUACGCAAGACCGAGUUUUCCCGUCGCCGGACGAGCCUCUUUAACGUACCAUCGACUCGCGAUACGUUUUUUCCAAAAAAUGGAUACGAAUCAAUCGCCGCUCUCACCACCUGCCUCACCCCAAUUCAAACACAACGAGCCGCUUCAGUCGUCGUUCAGCGUCGCGGCACUUUUGGGUGACAAGCUACUGCAAGAAACAAAGAACAUCGAGAUAAACACGAAAAAAGAUGACGAUGGAAAUGCAUGGCCUGGUUUACCCCCAACGCCUCAGCCAUCCGAUUCGGAGGAAGAUGAGCCCCUUCGAAAAAUGCGAUGCGUGGAGCAAUGCGAAUUGGCGAAGUUACUUUUGGAUGGUACACCGCCUCCGAGUCCAGAGCCUGCUCGCGCGUCGGUGAUAAUGCGUGCCAAUCGAGACGGAACCUACAGCCCAGCCAUCUUAUCGCCAAAGACUACCACCACGACCUCGCAACCGACUCCACGUGAGCCACCAGUCUCCAGCCCGCAGUCGGAACCAACCACGCGCCGAAGCACCACGGAGCCGGAGAAUGUUCUGAAGAGUUUGAAAUUCAAAAUGAGCCUGCGAAAAGAAGAGAUCAUCGUGAAUAAUAAAAACACGGAUCGCGAGAUAACACAGCCGAAAUUACAUCCAUUGGCACCGAAACCAGCCCCGAUUAUGGUAACUGGACUUCUUGGUUCUUCCUUGGUCCUACCGCGAACACCUCUUCUGUUAGUAACCGCGCCUACAGCUACCACCACGACCAGUCUCUCCACGCAAGAAUCUGUCGCGCGACGUCGCGUCUAUGAAUGCGAGCAUCCAGGUUGUGGCAAGAAUUAUUUUAAGUCGUCACAUUUGAAAGCACACACGCGAACCCACACGGGAGAACGGCCCUUUUCGUGCCCGUACGAAGACUGCAACAGACGGUUCUCAAGAAGCGAUGAAUUGUCGCGCCAUAAACGUACCCACACCGGCGAGAAGAAGUUCGCUUGUAACGUCUGCCAAAGAAGAUUCAUGAGAAGCGAUCACUUGGCGAAACACGUGAAAAGACACGCCAGAGACAGGUCUUCGUCCGUUGUUGCGAACGGGAUUCAAUCUUCUGUUACACAAAUGGCAUCCGCCCCCUUAAGGGUGAGCUUGCUCCCUGUUAUAGCGCCACGGAUAACUCAGCCGACUCAUCAAAUCAUACCACCGCAAUUGGCGGCUUGAGCACCACUAGCAUAGUGAUCUAGUGUCACGUGAUAGGCUUGAACCGUAUCUAACGUUGCGAACCGAGCUUCAACCCGUCGCAGGAUUGAGAACUAUUCCACCGUCGUCAAAAAAAUUGACAGAAUUCAUUGGCUCUCGAUGGAUAAAUCGAAAGACGAAUUUGCACGGGCGCGUAGACGAUUGUUCUCCUCGAUUCCGUGGAAACUAACUGGGAUAUUUUCAUGUGUUCUCGAUCGCAUUGUAAAUAUGGAUUAACGCGACGGAAGGGAUCAGGAGGAAUUACAAAACGAGUGAGCUUCCCGCUUGCCACUUCUACGUGUAUCGCAUUCGUGAUUGUGCAAAACGAGCUAACACGAAGCGUGAUCACGAGGAAGGGACCCUAAAGGCACGAGGAGCGGUGAUAAGUCAUAAAAAAACAACCGAGGCUUUUUUGCCGUCCGUGAACCAAGUACCUAAGUGUGUCUGUGAUCUGUGAUGCAUAAGCGCGUUGACCGAGAAAGAGUAUUUAUUAAAAAUUCAAUGACAGUUUUUAUGAGCUAAGUACGUAACGGCUAUGCAAAAAAAAAAAAAAGAAAAAAAAACAAGAAA
Hylaeus anthracinus is the source of this 2567-nucleotide messenger RNA. Its product is annotated as Krueppel-like factor 10. Lineage: Eukaryota; Metazoa; Arthropoda; Insecta; Hymenoptera; Colletidae. The transcript has 3 exons. Gene Ontology annotation, biological process: regulation of transcription by RNA polymerase II. The coding region runs from base 855 to 1979 and encodes 374 amino acids. Gene Ontology annotation, molecular function: DNA-binding transcription factor activity, RNA polymerase II-specific; RNA polymerase II cis-regulatory region sequence-specific DNA binding. The record is from RefSeq and is a predicted model, not a curated record.